UACUGGCUCUGCGCCAGGCCUCUGCGAAUGGCCUCUGUAGGUGAAGAGAUGACCUUUCCCAGCCCAACACUCAUCACUCCUGAAUUUCCUUCAUUAUUCUGAGACUUGGGAUCAUAAUUAACAUCUCCAAAUUCCCUCCUCCUCGGAGAAGUACUGGAGUACUUCGAGAUUAAAGGAGGCUCCCGAGUGAUGAUCAGGAGGCCGGGGGACCACGCCCAGUGAAUCUUGGCCAGUUGGGUGAGUGACGCAGUAUUCCUUUACAUUUCAAGGAGAGAAGCAGUGAUGAUUUUUACCCAAUGGAAGAAUGAUGUAGUACCUUCCUGAUACUUUUCUCAUACUUUCAGGUCUACUCUUGCUCUCUGCUCCACAUCUGGAAGGCUGUGAUGGGAAGGAACGGAAAACUUGGAGGUUUCAUCUAUUAUUCCUUAGAAACAGAGAACCUCUCACCGUAGUGCUUGAUUUCAAGGCAUACAACUUGCAGGGGGCAAAAAAUGGAUGCAAGGAGCUUUGGGAUCUGCCAACACCUGUUUCCUGUGGUCUAGUCCAGGGACGCCCUCGUGAGGGCCCCAGACCUUCUGAGAUGUCACCAAUUCUGGACACAUGUCUGAUUACUGAGUGAUGAUGGUCCGCCGGGGGCUGCUUUCGUGGGUCUCGCGGGUAGGGGUGUUGCUGGUGCUCCUCUGCUGUGCCAUCUCUGUACUCUACAUGUUGGCGUGCACGCCGAAAGGUGAUGAGGAGCAGCAGGGGCUACCCCGGGCCAGUGGGCCCACAGGGAAGGAGGGGUACCAGGCUGUUCUACAGGAGUGGGAGGAGCAACAGCGCAACUACAUCAGCAGCCUCAAGAAGCAGAUCUCUCAGCUCAAAGAAGAAUUGCAGGAGAGGAGCGCGCAGUUUAAGAACACACCGCACCUCUCCAGGGAGCCUGGGGGCCUUGACCCAGGGCCUGCUGAGAAAAGCCAGGCGGACCUGCUGGCCUUCCUGCACUCUCAGGUGGACCGAGCUGAGGUGCACACUGGCGUCAAACUGGCCACUGAGUACGCAGCAGUGCCUUUUGACAGUUUCACCCUGCAAAAGGUUUACCAGCUAGAGACCGGUCUGACCCGCCAUCCAGAGGAGAAACCUGUGCGGAAGGACAAGCGGGAAGAGUUGGUAGAAGCAAUUGAGUCGGCCCUGGAGAGCCUCAACAGCCCUGCGGAGAGCAGCCAGAAGCAGCGAACUUACACGGCCUCGGACUUCGUAGAAGGGAUCUACCGAACAGAAAAGGAUAAAGGCACUUUGUAUGAACUCACUUUCAGAGGAGAUCACAAGCAUGAAUUCAGACGACUUGUUUUGUUUAGGCCAUUUGGCCCUAUCAUGAAAGUUAAAAAAGAGAGACUCAACAUGGCCAGGACUCUUAUCAAUGUCAUCGUGCCACUGGCAAAGAGAGUGGACAAGUUUCGGCAGUUCAUGCAGAACUUCAGGGAAAUAUGCAUACAACAGGAUGGGAGAAUUCACCUCACAGUUGUUUACUUUGGGAAAGAAGAAAUGAAUGAGGUCAAAGGAAUACUUGAAAACACUUCCAAAGCUGCCAACUUCAGGAACUUUACCUUCAUCCAGCUGAAUGGAGAAUUUUCUCGGGGAAAGGGACUUGAUGUUGGAGCCCGCUUCUGGAAGGGAAGCAAUGUCCUCCUCUUUUUUUGUGACGUGGACAUCUACUUCACUUCUGAAUUCCUCAACACUUGCAGGCUGAACACACAGCCAGGGAAGAAGGUAUUUUAUCCAGUCCUUUUCAGUCAAUACAACCCAGCUAUAAUAUAUGGCCAUCACGAUGCAGUCCCUCCCUUAGAACAGCAGCUGGUCAUAAAGAAGGAGACUGGAUUCUGGAGAGACUUUGGAUUUGGGAUGACAUGUCAGUACCGCUCAGACUUCAUCAAUAUAGGUGGCUUUGACCUGGACAUCAAAGGCUGGGGUGGAGAGGAUGUGCACCUCUAUCGUAAGUACCUCCACAGCAACCUCAUCGUGGUGCGGACCCCUGUGCGCGGACUCUUCCAUCUGUGGCAUGAGAAGCGCUGCGUGGAUGAGCUGACUCCCGAACAGUACAAGAUGUGCAUGCAGUCUAAGGCCAUGAAUGAGGCAUCUCACGGGCAGCUGGGCAUGCUGGUCUUCCGGCACGAGAUAGAGGCCCACCUUCGCAAACAGAAACAGAAGACGGGCAGCAGGAAAACAUGAAUUCCCAAGGAAUAGACUUGGGGAGUCAUUUUGGGUUUUUUCCCUUAAUUAUUACCACAUCGGUGGCUGAAACAAGAAAAAUAUCUCCAUAAAGGGCAAUAAAGGAUAUGAUUGAUGAGAAUAGGGAGGAAAAGAGAGAGCCUUCAAUUUUGGGCUGGCUAUUUGGCUUUAUGCAACAGGAAUGAAAAUUUCUUACUGUGUCAGCAAGCACCAUGGCCCAAAUAUACCUCGUGUGGCAUGUAACAAAGGAAGAAGGAUUGUGAUAUUAUAAGACUAGUCAUGUGGAGGUCUUGGUGAUGUUUACAGCAGUGAGAGCUAUUGUUUCUAUGCUUAUUGAAAUAUUCAUGAAUUAAGGCCAGUUUGAAGGCAGGCACAUUUCUCUCCGGAAGAAUGAUUACAUCUGUAGAACUGUAGUGUCUGGGAGUGCUACAGAAGGAGACAAAAAUAUGAACAUACUCACAUUACCAUGCUUUAGAGUAUAGUAAGCCAAAUCCAAAUGGACUUAAAAGGGAAAAGAAACCUUAACUAUUGUGUCAUUUCCUUCCAAAACUAACCAAAACCAAUCUGUUCACCUUUUUGGUUAUAAGUUUAAGUAUCUUUGUUAAUUGAUUUCAAAAUGCAUAUCUCUUUUUUGCUUUAUAGUUAUAUUCUUCUUAUUUACCAAUUUUCCAAUCUUGCAAAGAAAGCACAAAUUAGCAAACCAUUUAGUAUUUUUAAGAAGACACUUUUGAAUGCAAUAUGAAAACUUCCUGUUCAAAGCACUGGAUCAAUUCCUCACUGCAGGGUAUGCUGAAUGCUAGGGUAUUCUUAGAUACUGCUUGUUUGCCCCUUUUCUGCCUCGAAGGCACGUUUGUAGGGCUUCUGGAAGGAGGAAAUACAGGGACACUUCAUUUGAAGAG
This is a messenger RNA of Sorex fumeus (smoky shrew), 3107 nucleotides long. RefSeq names its product chondroitin sulfate N-acetylgalactosaminyltransferase 1 (gene CSGALNACT1). NCBI's taxonomy places the organism in Eukaryota, Metazoa, Chordata, Mammalia, Eulipotyphla, Soricidae. The record is from RefSeq and is a predicted model, not a curated record. The coding region runs from base 619 to 2208 and encodes 529 amino acids. The transcript is spliced from 10 exons. Gene Ontology annotation, molecular function: glucuronosyl-N-acetylgalactosaminyl-proteoglycan 4-beta-N-acetylgalactosaminyltransferase activity. Gene Ontology annotation, cellular component: Golgi cisterna membrane.